CAUUCCCUUGUAUGUUUUGAGAGCAUUUUGACAGUAGUGCAUUUCUGUACUCCACAAUAGGUUUUCGGGCAUUCCGACUUCUCUUAUUCGCUGUCCGCGGUACCUAAGCUUCAAAUUAAAUAAAAUGUCUAAUUUAUGUGAACCGCUGACACUAGCCAAAGAUGUAAAGCGAUCAAUAGAAUUACUGGAGAAGCUACAGGCGAGUGGCGAGUUCCCGUCAACAAAACUAGCCGCGCUGCAGAAAGUGCUCCAGAGUGACUUCUUGAAUGCGGUCAGGGAAGUGUACGAGCACGUAUAUGAGACAGUGGACAUCCAGGGCUCCCAGGACGUCCGCGCGUCGGCGACUGCGAAAGCCACGGUAGCUGCGUUUGCGGCAAGCGAGGGACAUGCUCAUCCUCGGGUCGUUGAACUACCCAAGACCGAUGAAGGUCUGGGUUUCAAUGUGAUGGGCGGAAAGGAGCAGAACUCGCCGAUUUACAUCUCCCGGAUCAUCCCUGGAGGAGUAGCAGAUAGGCACGGCGGCUUGAAGCGAGGCGACCAACUUCUAUCAGUAAAUGGAGUGUCGGUGGAAGGAGAGAACCACGAAAAGGCUGUGGAACUACUAAAGCAAGCAAUUGGGUCGGUGAAGCUCGUUGUGCGCUACACGCCAAAGGUGUUGGAGGAGAUGGAGCUACGUUUCGACAAGCAAAGGGCCGCCCGCAGACGCCAAUACCAGUAACCGCCCCACCAGCAACCACUUGUCGUUCAGAAAAGUUCAUCGGAUUCAAAGUAUUCAGCAUAAGGCCAUGUUAUUUGUGUUUUCCAUUUUAUUUUAUUUGAACAAAAUAAACUUCAAAGUUUA
Molecule: messenger RNA, 841 nt
Organism: Hermetia illucens (black soldier fly)
Lineage: Eukaryota; Metazoa; Arthropoda; Insecta; Diptera; Stratiomyidae
Gene: veli
Product: protein lin-7 homolog C
Exons: 4
Coding region: 125-718 (197 amino acids)
Biological process (GO): neurotransmitter secretion; protein localization to basolateral plasma membrane; maintenance of epithelial cell apical/basal polarity
Cellular component (GO): synapse; basolateral plasma membrane; cell-cell junction
Molecular function (GO): protein binding
Source: RefSeq, a predicted model, not a curated record